AACUUUGCGAUUUGAGGCCGCGACUCACCUCGCGUCAAAAAUACAUCGGCGACGUUGUGCGUUCGAUGGAACGAUGACACGAUGGACGAUAAUCGUUUUUCUUUUUGUGAUGCAUUUUUUCGUGGCUGUGAUCUCGCAACACCGUGAUCGCGAGAACCUCUGUGAAUCCCGAUUGACCUGUGCGAGUUGUCUGCAAACAUCGCAAUGCGUCUGGUGCUCCACGACGAAAAUGAAUAGUCCUUUUCUGCGUUGUGUGUCCAACCAUACGUACACGAAAAAAGGCGAGCAUUGGUGUAAACGAUCGGAUGUAAUACAAUACAAUAAUACGAUGAAGUUCUUGGAAAAUCGAAAAUUAUCCUCGAUUAAGGGUAAAGAUCCCGUCCAAGUUCAACCUCAGAGGAUACAUUUAAGUCUCAAGCAAGGAGAGGAUUAUCGUCUGACCAUGAAAUACAGCCAGGCGGAGGAUUAUCCUGUAGAUUUAUAUUAUCUCAUGGAUUUGUCGGCAUCCAUGGAACCAUAUAGAGAUCAAUUAUCGAAACUCGGUCUAGAGUUGGUCAAAGCCAUGCAAAAGCUCACAUCGAAUUUCCGUAUUGGCUUUGGUAGCUUUGUAGACAAAGUCGUUUUACCGAUGACUAGCACAGAGCCUGAGAAACUGAAAUCUCCCUGCACUUUGAAAAAUGGAAAACCGUGUGCGCCGCCUUACGAUUACAAAAAUCAAAUGCCUCUUACGGAGAAUGUAGCUUUAUUUAAGGAUCAGGUACAAGCGGCGCCGGUGUCAGGUAAUCUGGACGGUCCCGAAGGUGGUCUCGACGCGAUGAUGCAGGUCAUAGUAUGCACCAAGGAAAUCGGCUGGCGCCAAAAAGCACGUCAUCUUAUCGUGUUCUCGACUGAUGCGAUUUUCCAUGUCGCCGGAGAUGGUAGACUUGCAGGAAUAGUAGAGCCAAAUGAUUGCAAAUGUCACUUGGACGAGAAAGGAUUUUACACUUAUUCUCUUCUGCAAGAUUAUCCGUCGAUAUCUCAGCUCAACAGAAAAGCACGUGAGCACAACAUGAACAUUAUUUUCGCAGUUCCUGAUCAUAAAAAUGCAACUUAUCAGCGAUUAAGUCGUAGUAUCAGUGGAUCUUCUACCGGAACUUUGGACAACAAUUCGCAGAAUGUCGUCGCCUUAGUGAGCAGCGAAUAUGAGAAACUAGUAAAGUCGGUGAAGAUAAUCGAUACAGCGCCAAAGAUGAUUGACGUUAAAUAUUUCUCCCGCUGUUUGAACAAAACGGGAGAAAUGCUCGAACGUCAGGAAUGUGAAGGACUUCGCGUAGGCAAUGUUAUCGAAUUUGAAGUUGUACUUAAGCUUACAGAGUGCCCCAAGGAUCCAAAGGAUUGGCGUCAAACUAUGGAGAUUAAACCUAGAGACCUGAAUGAGAGUUUGAUUAUUGAUUUGGAAAUGAUAUGCGACUGUCCUUGUGAGAAACCUGGACACUCGGGAUAUCAGCCGAACGCAGCAGAAUGCAAGGGUAAUGGCAUAUCGAUGUGCGGCGUAUGUUCCUGCAAUUCCGGUUUUCACGGAAAGCAAUGCGAGUGCGAAGGAAGCGAGAUCGCUGCUGAUAAUUCGAUUUCGACAGAUGAUUGCAAACCCGAUAAUCAAACCACUGAGAUAUGCAGCGGCCACGGCGUAUGCAAGUGUGGCGUCUGCGACUGCGACAAACGGCCGAACAAUCCGGAAGAAGUAUUUUACGGGCAAUAUUGCGAGUGCGACAAUUUCUCUUGCAAACGCAGUCAUGGCCAGGUCUGCGGCGGACGGGGCAAGUGCGAAUGUGGUACCUGCAAUUGCCUACCGGGAUGGGGUGGAGAAACGUGCGACUGCAAGGAGACCAACAGCACAUGCAUCCCGCCGUCGGGCGGGAACGUCGAGAUUUGCAGCGGGCGUGGUAACUGCAUCUGCGGCAACUGUCAUUGUCAUGAGCGGGACAAUAUUCGAUAUUCCGGACAAUAUUGCGAAGAAUGCCCUACGUGUCCAGGACAACGGUGCGAAGAGCUGAAAGACUGCGUGGAAUGCAUGGCGUACAAUACAGGACCAUUUGCGAAGAAUGGGAAGUGUGAUUUGUGCAUGCACGAAGUAGACAUUGUCGAUGUUAUCGAGGAAGAUCCUAUGGAUGAGAAAACCGACGCCCGCAUGUGCCGAACACCAGGUGAUGCAGGCUGUUCGUUUGUCUUCAAAUACCAAUAUCACAGGGAUGGCACCGGAGGAGACAUCAAAAUCUUCAAGAUUCAAGCUCAGAAAGAAAAGAUAUGUCCAACACCUCUCAACGUUUUUGGUGUUGCGCUGGGCGUUGUUGCAAGUACCGUCAUCAUCGGUUUCCUGAUUCUCCUCAUUUGGAAGAUCCUCACGAUGAUCCACGACAAGAGGGAAUACGCCAGGUUUGAGAAGGAACGCGCUCUCGCCAAAUGGGACAGGGGCGAGAAUCCUCUGUACAAACAAGCCACGUCAACUUUCAACAAUCCAACAUUCGGGAAAUGAAUAGCUUAUAACUUUAGACUGAUAUUAAAAUAUUAAUACUAUAUAAUAAAAGUUUUUAAUUU
Pogonomyrmex barbatus (red harvester ant) is the source of this 2574-nucleotide messenger RNA. Its product is annotated as integrin beta-PS. The record is from RefSeq and is a predicted model, not a curated record. Gene Ontology annotation, cellular component: focal adhesion; cell surface; integrin complex. Gene Ontology annotation, molecular function: integrin binding. Lineage: Eukaryota; Metazoa; Arthropoda; Insecta; Hymenoptera; Formicidae. Gene Ontology annotation, biological process: cell-cell adhesion; cell-matrix adhesion; integrin-mediated signaling pathway.